Molecule: messenger RNA, 1378 nt
Organism: Xenopus tropicalis (tropical clawed frog)
Lineage: Eukaryota; Metazoa; Chordata; Amphibia; Anura; Pipidae
Gene: vstm2l
Product: V-set and transmembrane domain containing 2 like
Biological process (GO): negative regulation of neuron apoptotic process
Cellular component (GO): extracellular region
Source: RefSeq, marked provisional
CGAGUCCUCACUUCCAAGAAGAUCUCUCCGCGCUGAGCGCAUCCUGCAGAGGGAGAGCGGCUGGAUCCCCCGGGUGUUUGCGCCAUGGGUGCCUGGGGACUCAGCCUGGGGGUCCUGCACUGCCUGGGGGUCUACAUCCAGUUGAGCGCCGGCGAGACACAAAGCACUGCCGAUGCGCUGUUCACAGAGAUACCACAUGAUGUUAGUGCACAUCCAGGGGAGGACGUGGAGAUGGCGUGUUCCUUCAGGGGCAGCGGAGACAUCCCCUACUCACUGGAGAUCCAGUGGUGGUACAUGCGCAGCCAUCGAGACUGGGCAAACAAGGAGACGUGGGCAGAGAACCAGCUAAAAUCACUUCCUGGGAACCCUGAAAAAGGAGCCACAAAAAUAAGCAUUGUGAAAGUGUUUGGUAGCAACAUCUCCCACAAGCUGCGCCUGUCCAGCGUGAAGAUCUCGGAUGAGGGCACAUACGAGUGUCGCGUCUUAGAUUACAGCGAUGGGAAGGGGCGCCAGCACCGGGUCAAAGCUUUCUUGCGCGUGGAGUCUGAGGUGGGCCGCCGCGGCGUGAUCUCCCACCGCCAGCAAGACACAGGCCCUCACCGCCACUUCCCAGGCAAAGAGCUGAAAAAGCGGGCAGCGGUGCCUUGUGAGCAGUGCCAGCUGUAGACUGGUAUGGGAUUGCUGUCCGACCGACAGAUGUGCAAAAGAGUGCACGAGAGGCAUCCCAGAUUGAUCCCAUCUCCUCUCUCACUCGUUCUGGGGUGGAAAAUGGACUGCUAUGACUUUAUACCACCACCCACAUCACUGCAAGAUGCACCCCCCUUUCCUUACUAGGGACCAAUCACAAGAGCCCAAACAGAGGCACAAAGUGAGGUUAAGGGGGGGGCGUAUAUCAGCUAAUGUUUUUGUAGCGGGCCAAUAUAAUUUUCUUCUGCAGAAAGGUUGAAUCCUAAAACCCAGUUUCUCCGAGGGGAUUCGGUAGUUUUAGUCAGCGUUUAACACACAAGACUGUCACUUUCUGUACAAAAGCGCUUCUAUUGUCAUGGAUGGCCAAACUGCAAGCUUCCAGCUAUUGUAGCUAAAUAACAGCUGAAAGGAUGCAGCAUGGACAUCCCAACUUGUAUAUUUUUUAGCACUUGGAAAAAUCUUUACCUAAAAAAGGAGGGAAUAUUUAAUUACUAAUUGCAGGCUCUUAAGACCACCCACCCGUGUUUCCAAAUGUGUCUAAACGUUUGUAUUCUGCACCCACUCAGCCACUGGUAAUUCCAUCUUAUUUAAUGCUAUCUUCUUGGAUUAUAUUACUACUCUCUUCUGUUAAGAUUCUGGGAAAUUCGCUUUGGAUAUUCAUUUAUUCUGCAUUUCUCAUUUGAGCAAAAAA